Malaclemys terrapin pileata is the source of this 2410-nucleotide messenger RNA. It is a transcript of the gene TMEM26, whose product is annotated as transmembrane protein 26. The transcript has 6 exons. The record is from RefSeq and is a predicted model, not a curated record. NCBI's taxonomy places the organism in Eukaryota, Metazoa, Chordata, Testudines, Emydidae. Bases 118 to 1389 code for a protein of 423 amino acids.
UGUGAUUCAAUGAGAUCAGCCAGUACUGCGUGGAGUCAUGCAUUGGACACCACUAUAAUUUAAAAGCCUGGUUUUGAUUUUUUUUAAAGAGUUUUCAGGAAGUCUGGGGGAGGGGCAAUGCAGUUUUUUUUGUUAAACUGGGCCCCUUUGUCGAGAUGGAACAAGAGGAAAGAUCUAUCUGCUUGUGGUGCAUACACACAUCAGUCAUUCUCAGGGAAACUUCCCAUCGCCUGUAAAAGGCACUGGGCCACCGCAGUACUUGGAGAGGGGGUGGGGGGCCAGCUGAGAAUGGAGCUGCUAGUGCUGCUCAAUGCCCUGGUUACACGGCUGCUCUUUGUUCUACACUCUCUGAUCGGGGUUUGGAGGGUGACUGAAGUGAAGAAGGAACGCAAGUACUGGCUGCUGGCAUUGCUCAACCUCCUCCUGUGCCUGGAAACUGGGCUCACCCUCAAGUUUAAGCAAGGCAGAGGCUACAAAUGGUUUUCUCCAGCAAUAUUUUUAUAUCUGAUUAGCACAGUACCAUCAUUAUGGCUACUAGAAACUCAUCGUGAAACUCAGUUUUGCAGUGAUGAAACUGAACAAACAUGGGGAAAUAUCAACAACAGAGAAGACUUCAAUCAAUUAACAGAGAGCACUCCCAAAAAUGAGGGAGCAGAUCAUCACAUAAUUGAGUUGGCUAGAGAUUUGGUCUCCCAGCUCUCCACAGUGGGUGAGACUGCAUGGACACUAGGACUCCACCAGACUUUUCUGCUGCUACUAAUAAUAGGGAGAUGGCUUCUUCCCAUUGGUGCUGAAAUCACUCGUGAUCAGUUGUCACAGCUGCUACUUAUGUUUGUGGGAACUGCAGCAGACAUACUUGAAUUCACUAGCGAGACUUUGGAAGUAGAAAAUGUAAGGCAUAACCAUGCUCUUGUUUAUGCAAUUCUUUGUCUAUGGACUUGGAGUAUGUUGCAGUUUCCACUUGAUCUGGCAGUGCAACAUAUUGGCUAUAAACUAUCUGUGUCAUCUACGAGAGUCCCCAUUUUACUGCUGUGCAGACACAGCGCAGAUCUGUGGAACAUUGGAAUCAGCCUUUUCAUACAAGAUGGCCCUUUCCUUGUUUUACGUUUGAUACUGAUGAGCUAUUAUAAAGUAAUUAAUCAGAUGCUGGUGUUUUUCACAGCGAAGAAUAUCUUAGUUGUGAUGUUACAACUAUACCGUCUAAUAGUGCUAUCAUUAGAUUUCCGUGCUUCCCUGCAGUAUCUACCAAGCCGCCGGAUAGAAGGAGUCAGCUGCUGCCCAUGUGAGCCUAAUGAUACCACACUCCCACCCAGAGACCGGGAUACUGAUAUGAGAGAAUGCACUGCUAUUCCUCUGGAGGAUUCGCCAGUCCCAUCAGAAUAUCAGUGAACUCAGCUGUUUAUUUGCUAAAACACGGUCUGUUUCCUGUGGCCUUUUGGAAGGGUUUGGCCUGUUCGUAUUAUCAUGGUUCUUACUCAUCUCCCUUCCACCACAAAAUGAAAUGUUGUUCUAAAAACCAGGAGAAGACUUUGAAGCGAUGUCACAGAAAGGAGAACUUUUUGAUCCUAUUGAAUUUGGGGGUGGGGGGAGGGGUGUUUCCACUACAUCCGUAUUAUAUUUAUCCAAUGGGAUUAGGUAGGUGUAGUUUAUAGAACUACAAGGUUUGAAAUUGUAUGUGAUGCAUUAACAAACUUGGUUACUGUCUUUGGAGGCAUUAUGUUAAAGAAUGUGCUCAGAUGUAUUUGUGCAGAAGGACAGACAUAUCAGGACAGUUACCUGAAAUUGGGGAGCCUGUAACUUUGCUUCAGUUGACAGGCUGUAAAAACAGUGUGCUGAAUGAUACAUUUGCCUAUCACAGAAUUACUUCAGCAAUGGCAAUUGAAUAAGAGUGUAAGUGAAUGGAGAUAAUGUGUUUCUGCUGUCACUAUGACAUCAAAACACUGUCCUUUCAGUGAAUGCAAGAACUGUUUUAGAAGAUGCCUCACUAUUGAUUUGAUUCAGUGAAAGCACCAAUGACAUGGAGUAGCACACAGAACCAUGAAAGUCCUUUCUCAGUGUUUUUUUGGGGCUUGCCUGGUACCAAAUCUAAAACAUUUUUAAUCUGGCCUUACAGUUCACUGUAGUGAAGGAUAUUUCUGCCACGAGCCAUAUUCUACAGAGGUGCUUAUCUUUCUGUUACAAUUAGAGAUGGUCAAAAUAAUGAAAAAAUGUCACAAAAUACUUUGAAGCUUUUUUCCAUUUCAGUGUUUGAAAGUGAGCUAAUUCACGAAAUGUCUUUUUUUAAUUGCAAUUGUUAUGACUUUACUCAAGCAUGUAGUCCCAUUGAAGGCAAUGGGAUUGUUUGUAUAAGAAAAGCAAAAGGACUUUGGCUCUCAGUUUGCAUUUUAUAAAGUGCCUAAAUUCUGAUGUA